AGUUGCAGAAACUGGGUCUGGUAUCCUGUUCCUAGUGGUGGUGUUCACUGAUUCUUAGGGGAGGAGGAGUCCCUCAAUUCAGAGAGAGCACACAUUUUAGGUCUCAGAUUUUGUAAGCCAACGUGUCCCUUAUUCCUCCACUCUCCCUAGACACUACUUUAACUCUUUUCUCCCCCUUUCUUGAGGUGUAAUUUGAAUAUACUACAAUUCACCCAUUUGGAGGCUACGGCGCGAUAAACGCCAACUACAUGUCUUACACCCACCAUUCAUUCCUAUGAAGAUGUGGGAUUGUUCCAUCACCCCCAAAAGUUCCCAUCCGCUCCUUUGUUCCAUCCCAGGCAACUGCUUUCCGUCACCACAGUUUUGCCUCUUCUAGAAUGUCACAUACAGAAUUAUACAGACUGAGGCCAUUCGUGUUUACCUUUUCCCCCCCCCAACUGCACAAGGUUUUUCAGCUCCAUCCAUGUUGCUGCAUGUAUUAACGGUACGUCCCUCUUGCCUCUGUUUUGGAGAACUUCCCAUGUGUGCCAAGGGUCGGGUACGUUUACCUGCAGUAUCUCACCUGGAAUGCUCACAACCAUCCUGCUUCACCGUGGAGGGGCCCAAGGCUCAGGGAGCCCAGCCGUGGAGUCUGGGGAGGGGCCCCAGGCCGACUCCCGCCAGGCGAUCAGCCCGGCGGCUCCGCACACCACGCUCCGGAGCCCGACCUGCGGCACCUGCCGUCCAGCUCCAGGGGGCGGAUGGGGCCUGGCCUCGCACAGGCUGGGGCCGGACAGCUCGGGACUGAGGCCGCGCGGAGGCUCCCCGAGGUCGGAGCCCCCGGCCCAGCCGCCGGCCUCGGGGGAGCAGCCGGCCGCCGCUGAGCGGCCCGCCGCGGCCACUUCCACGAGCGGAGGCGGGACCGCCGCGGAGUUCCGGGGGCGCGGAGGGGCGGCCGCAGCUACCGCCACGACCGCGUCUCCGCGCGGGCCGCCGAUCGGGCCGCGUGCCUGGGCGCUUCACCCCGCGCCGCCCCGGCGUUUCCCUCCGCGCGCGGACGGCGCUACUUCCCGCCUCGGCCACCGGGCGCGGGAGCCGGGUCGUCGGCGUGGGCGCGGCGCCAAGCGACGCCGCCGCGCUGCCCCCUCCGCCCGAGGGGCGACGGCGAAGCGCGCGGGCCUCCGCUUCCAGAGGUGGCCGCCGCGGCCCAGCCCCCAGAAGGGAACGGAUGAGGUCGGCGGGCCGCGGUCGUUUCCCCCUCCGCGGCCGCGUCGCUACGAUGCUAUCUGGAGACUUCAUCUUAGGGACGCAGUGGAAACAAAGAUGAUGGUGUUUUGCCCUGUGGCGUGGAGCGGCCCGCCCGCCGCUAUUGUCUGGCUGCCUGACGGGCGCAGCAGCUCUAUUUUUCUUACUCCGAACGUGGUUAUUCGGGGGCAGCAGAGGGACUUACAAGGAGGCUUUGUCUGCAGUAAAAGAGCUGUUGCGAAACGGCCUCUCCUGAAUGGCCGCCCGGCCGCCCUCAGCGGGGACCGCGCAGGGGACCGCUGGCGAUUUUUUUCCCCCCAUAUCAAUUAAAGAAAGGAAAAAAAAAUCUGCAUUUUCCUCCCCACCUUUUUCAUUCGAAUUGGAGCCUGAGUGUCGGCCGCAGGAAAGAGCUGCCAGCCGCCUUAACUUCCUUGAUCUCCUUUAAUAUUUUAUUUUUUAGCUAUUCUAAUUGUUUUGGUUUUUUUUUUUUUUUAAUGUAAUCGAGUGCUUUUUGAAUCCCUAAACGGCCUCUGCUGUCUCAGAAAUAAUUGAAUUGGAAAGCUGUGGAGGUGGGCGAUGCUCACACGGACGGACGGAUGGUUUGUUUUGUUGAACCCACCGUGGUGCCUCCGACCAGAAACAGACCCGGGUGGGAGAAGGCGAGAGGCGACUAGACCCAAGAAAGGGGCUUCCGGUCCGCCACCUGCAAGGACAAAAGAGGGAAGGAAGUAAGAGUAUUUUUUGAUAGCACCAGAAAUUUACAACUUCUGCUUAUCGCCCAUACCCCUCCUUUUCUUUCUCUUCACAGCAUUUAUAACCACCUGAUAAUGUGUAUUUCACAUAUUUCUUGGGUUCUCUCCCCACCUGAUACAAACCUAGGAGAGCUGGGGGUUGCUGUGUCCUGUUCUUCCCUGGAGCCUAGUACGGUACCUGGCAAGGUACUGGAGGCUUUGUAAACAUUUACUGACGUCGGUGAUUAAGAAGCAGACGUGACACAUUUUUUUUUAAAGACACCGGGAAGAGGAACACGAAACCAAAAGCCGCCCGACACGCAAGGAGCAUCCGUGUCUUCAAACCCGCUCUUUCCGUUGUGGAAGGGACAAUUGGUAAGGACAGCCCAGAGAGAGUCGUACCGCCGUUCCAUUUUCCAAAGAAGAACAAGACAAUAAAUGAGCUCGCGCUUCCCGGGCGCUCUCCCUCCAUUCUGGGGAUUGGUUGCGCGAGUGAGGGGAGCCUCCCGAAAAUCUGUGGGGAACAUGGAAGUCCUUUUCUUUCCCUGUGUGACCCUCGGCACAUGCUCACCUGUCUGCUGAGCACGACACGGGGCUUUGGGACAUUCAGAACACGAGAUGCGUGCCAACGCCCCGUAAAUAUUUUUCUGUUCCGGAGUGUCUAGGUCAUGUACAGUACACAUGUGGGGAAUGUGUUUCACAUGAAAAUUAAAUCCCUUUUUUUGUACCUGAACAUCCUUUCAAAAAGUGCCCCCCCCCAGGCUGUUGAUUCAUAACUGAUGGAUUCUUUUUUUUUUUUUUUCAAAAAAAUUUUUUUUCUUCAACGUUUUAUUUAUUUUUGGGACAGAGAGAGACAGAGCAUGAACGGGGGAGGGGCAGAG
Messenger RNA from Felis catus (domestic cat), 2836 nucleotides. RefSeq names its product translation initiation factor IF-2-like. The transcript has 2 exons. The coding region runs from base 568 to 1554 and encodes 328 amino acids. Lineage: Eukaryota; Metazoa; Chordata; Mammalia; Carnivora; Felidae. The record is from RefSeq and is a predicted model, not a curated record.